AUGGGAAAAACAGCUAACAAGCGGAAGGGCCCCGCGCAUACACCCGGGAGUUCCAAGAAGGGACGUCCACUUGCCUCACCAUCCCCACCGUCCACCUUCCUAAAAGGUCCACAGAGGGAUUCCCCCCCCUCUCCAACUCCGUCGACCGACUCAUCAAUAACAAUGUCGUCAAACUACUCCUCUUCCGACACCGAGUCAAACAAAUCCGCCCAACACUCCGCCCCGACUACUAAACCUCCACCAGCCAAAACAUCCGAACAACAAAUCCCGACAUCAGCCAAACCCAAGCAAAUCAGGCCACCCCCUUAA
Molecule: messenger RNA, 309 nt
Organism: Macrosiphum euphorbiae (potato aphid)
Lineage: Eukaryota; Metazoa; Arthropoda; Insecta; Hemiptera; Aphididae
Source: the annotation of a GenBank genome assembly